Molecule: messenger RNA, 1182 nt
Organism: Saccharomyces kudriavzevii IFO 1802
Lineage: Eukaryota; Fungi; Ascomycota; Saccharomycetes; Saccharomycetales; Saccharomycetaceae
Exons: 1
Coding region: 1-1182 (393 amino acids)
Biological process (GO): regulation of peptide transport
Source: RefSeq, a predicted model, not a curated record
AUGGUGUCAAAAGAUCAAGCGUCCUUCAAUAAGAGGUGGAGCUUAGGCCUCCUGAUGUUGGGUUUAGUCAUUGUUUUGUGGGUCUUAUCGUCAUUCCUGAUAAAUUUGAUUUUCGAAGAUGACUCCUAUAGAAAGCCGUUCUUCAUCACGUAUAUCAAUACUGCCGCCUUUAUCUUUUAUCUUUUCCCCACUGCGAAGGCAGUCGUGGCGAACUACAAAGACACAGGUAGCGCAAACGUUCAUCGCGAACUAAUCAUGGAGGAGGAAGGCACUGGUAGUGAUGCUGGCAGCUCGGUCGAUGUGACCAGUCCUCUACUCACAAACCUCGAAGCCGGUACGCAGACAAUCCAGAAGAAGAGGUUGACGUUGUAUGAGACAAUCAAGUUGAGUGCCGAGUUCUGUAUACUUUGGUUCACAGCCAACCUUGUGACAAACGCUUCGUUGGCAUUCACAUCGGUGGCAUCGCAGACUAUCCUUUCCACCACUUCUUCGUUUUUCACUCUCUUUAUAGGCGCCAUCUGCCAUGUUGAAUCAUUGAACAAGUCCAAAAUACUGGGAUCGUUCAUUUCAUUCAUCGGCAUAAUCAUGGUUACAAAAUCAGACUCUCACCAACGCUAUCAACGUCAUAUCGCGGAUAUCAGCAGUGACGAUAACGACACUAUGCAGGUCCUAAUGGGCAACUUGUUGGCUCUUGCGGGUGCUGUGCUUUAUGGUGUCUACAGUACGCUGUUGAAAAGAGAAGUUGGAGACGAGACUCGUGUCAAUAUGAAGAUUUUUUUUGGCUUUGUUGGUCUCUUUAAUUUGCUCUUCCUCUGGCCAUCACUAAUCGUGUUGGACUUUUUCGGCUGGGAGCCAUUUGCCCUGCCCAGGGAUCCUAAAGUUAUCAUAAUCAUUCUUGUCAACUGUCUCAUCACAUUUAUCAGUGAUUUCUGUUGGGCAAAGGCUAUGCUACUAACUAGUCCUUUGACCGUCACUGUCGGAUUAAGUAUAACAAUACCCUUAGCAAUGUUUGGUGAUGUAAUCUUCAAGCACAAAACCAUGUCUGUACUUUAUUUAUUUGGUGCCACCCUCAUUCUAGGCUCAUUUUUCAUCAUUAAUAAAAGCUCUGAGGAGGAACAUUUCGGAAACUCAGUGACGGCAAGCAACUAUGAAGCAGUGGAACAACCAGUAGCAAAUAGCUGA